Molecule: messenger RNA, 627 nt
Organism: Oppia nitens
Lineage: Eukaryota; Metazoa; Arthropoda; Arachnida; Sarcoptiformes; Oppiidae
Exons: 2
Coding region: 37-582 (181 amino acids)
Source: RefSeq, a predicted model, not a curated record
AUUUAAUUUACUGGGCAAACAAUUAGGCUAACAACAAUGAUGACAAUAUAUCAGAUUUUUGGGACAGUUAUCAUUGGCCUAUCUAUGUGUCUGACCAUAGUAUCUGGUUUCCAAUUGAUGGAUAUGAUCAAAAUGGUGUCGACACCGAUAUGCGCGGCCAUAAAAUCUAAUGCUUUGGCUGAUUGUCAAAAAGACUUUCAGCGAGAUAUCAAUUUUGCCAAUGAGUUGCCCGUCUAUGAGCUACAGCUUCGGGAGGUUUGCUGUGCGUUCAAACACUACCGCCAGUGUGUGUCCGACAACUUGGGCGACAAGUGUCCCAUUGGCUUAAAAAACGCAAUGUUUGACUCAAUAUUCAAACUAGUGGUCAAAGGAGUCCAGUUUAGUGCUAAACUCGACUGCCAUUACUAUGAGGACAACUUGUGGCUGUGCGCACUCGAUUAUGUUGUUGUUGUGUUGGUGGCCGUCGGCUUAGUUGUACUAUUGUUGGCGUCGGUAUGCGUUUGCUGUUAUCGGGCGCGCAGUAGUUGGCGCCGCGAUUCCACUAAAUUCAUGACAAUUACCCAAACCGAACACUGUUUCUAAUUAUAUACCGUUCCUCUAUUUUUUAAAAAAUAGACAGCUUUUUUA